AGGGUUACACAUCCUGCUUUACAUCGAGGGGGGCUGACAGAUAAUCCACUUGCAACGGCUGAAUAAUAAAGUUGAGGUGGAAAAAGCCAAGCUGCAUUUUGAAAUGUAUUCCAACAGGAUUGAUGGACCUCGAAGGGGGAGAUCAUUCGACUCCAUGAAUAAAGCCUAUGAAGAAAAACUACUCAACAAUGAGAUUAACAAAUCAACCUUCACAAAAAUAGAAGAAAACACUGAGAAGAAUACACUGGAGAAAGGCAGAGCAACAAUUAUCUUUUCCCUUAAGAAUGAAGUGGGAGGACUUGUAAAGGCACUCAAACUCUUCCAGGAAAAUCACGUCAACCUAGUGCACAUCGAGUCCAGGAAAUCGAAAAGGCGCAACUCCGAGUUUGAAAUCUUUGUGGACUGUGACAGCAACCACGAACAACUCAACGAAAUCAUCCAGCUGUUGCGGAAGCAUGUGAGCGUGGUGGACAUGGAGCCUCCAGAUAAUUCCUGUCUACCGGAGGAAGAUAUGCAGAAUGUACCGUGGUUCCCAAAGAAAAUAUCCGACUUGGACAAGUGUGCCAAUCGUGUCCUGAUGUACGGUUCUGAUUUGGAUGCUGAUCAUCCGGGUUUCAAGGACAAUGUCUACCGCAAAAGACGAAAGUAUUUUGCAGAUCUCGCAAUGGCCUACAAACACGGUGAGCUGAUUCCUCGCAUAGAGUUUACAGAGGAGGAAGUGAAAACAUGGGGUGUUGUGUAUAGAGAGCUCAACAAGUUGUACCCCAGCCACGCUUGUAGGGAAUACUUGAAAAACUUGCCACUGCUCUCCAAAUACUGUGAAUGUCGAGAAGACAAUAUUCCCCAACUGGAAGACGUUUCUCGCUUCCUCAGGGAACGCACCGGGUUUACCAUCAGGCCUGUGGCUGGUUACCUGUCCCCUCGUGACUUCCUGGCUGGUUUGGCUUUCCGUGUUUUCCAUUGCACCCAGUAUGUGCGACACAGCUCUGACCCCUUAUACACCCCUGAGCCGGACACGUGUCAUGAGCUACUGGGUCACGUCCCCCUACUGGCGGAGCCCAGUUUUGCACAAUUUUCCCAGGAGAUCGGCCUGGCUUCAUUGGGAGCCUCGGACGACUCUAUUCAGAAACUGGCCACAUGUUAUUUUUUCACAGUGGAGUUUGGCCUAUGCAAACAGGAAGGACAGCUGAGAGCAUAUGGGGCUGGACUGCUUUCAUCCAUCAGUGAGCUCAAGCACGCCCUUUCUGGAAAAUCAAAGAUCAUGCCAUUCGACCCCAAAGUAACAUCCAAACAAGAAUGCAUCAUCACAACUUUUCAGGAUGUUUACUUUGUAUCAGACAGCUUUGAGGAGGCCAAAGUCAAGAUGAGGGAGUUUGCCAAGACCAUCAAGCGUCCCUUCACAGUACGGUACAACCCCUACACCCAAAGUGUGGAUGUGCUUAAAGACACUCCCAGCAUCAACAGUGUUGUGGAGGAACUCCGACAUGAGCUCGACAUUGUGGGUGACGCGCUGAACCGCCUCAACAAGCAACUCGGAGUCUGAAAUUUCAAAGCCCGCUUGCAGCCCUUUUGUGUCGUACCCCCCAAGCACUGCUGCUCUAGAUAUGCUGCUUGUGUAUCAACCUUUGUCAUUGAAUGUGCACUAAUUUUGACAAAAAGACCCUGUUGUCCCUCCUGCGUACAGAGACACUCAUGCUAUGAUGUCAGUGAAUUGCACAAACCAAAAGAUUCAUUUAUUUGGCUUUUACUCUGCGUCCUGUCUGUAUGCUUUUGUACCAGAAAAUCCCCUCAAUUCAAGUCAACCCUGUCGGCUAACCUGCUGUUGUACAUGAUCUUGUGAUUUUUUUUUAUUUUAUUGUUUUGGUUCAUUAUCCAAUCUUCCUCACACUUGUGAUUAAAUAUAAAAUGCACCUUUAUAUUUUUAUUGUCUAUGUAUCAUGCUUCUUUCUGUGUAAUGCUGAGUGAAAUUAUACGAGCAAUGUAAUGAAAGUAUUUUGGUGGUUUCUUCUGACAAGCCCAUGCACACCUUCCAGUAAUAGGCCUACAUUUUUAAAUGCAGAUAUAUUUAGAGCUCUUCUGAAAUAACAAAAAAAAACCAUAUUUUUCUACAAAUCAAUGUAUAGACAUAAGAGUUAAUUAUGAUGUCUAAAAUGUCUUUUGCCUCAAUUUGGUAAAAAUCGUUAUAACUGCUUCUGUAGUAUGUAUAUAUGCAUAUUUGUAGUUUAUUGCAUGAAAUUAAAAUGUUUGAAUCAA
Syngnathus acus (greater pipefish) is the source of this 2253-nucleotide messenger RNA. It is a transcript of the gene tph1a, whose product is annotated as tryptophan hydroxylase 1 (tryptophan 5-monooxygenase) a. Gene Ontology annotation, molecular function: tryptophan 5-monooxygenase activity; iron ion binding. The record is from RefSeq and is a predicted model, not a curated record. The transcript has 11 exons. Gene Ontology annotation, cellular component: neuron projection. Bases 104 to 1543 code for a protein of 479 amino acids. Gene Ontology annotation, biological process: aromatic amino acid metabolic process; serotonin biosynthetic process. Lineage: Eukaryota; Metazoa; Chordata; Actinopteri; Syngnathiformes; Syngnathidae.